Messenger RNA from Crotalus tigris (Tiger rattlesnake), 3327 nucleotides. RefSeq lists its product as uncharacterized. The record is from RefSeq and is a predicted model, not a curated record. The transcript is spliced from 21 exons. The coding region runs from base 252 to 2732 and encodes 826 amino acids. NCBI's taxonomy places the organism in Eukaryota, Metazoa, Chordata, Lepidosauria, Squamata, Viperidae.
UCCUGCCUGCAGCUGCAAAGCCGAAAAGAAGCACGUCUUAAGGUGGUUGUUGCUUGGUUCGUUCCUGUGUUGUUCGACUGCGCUUUUUCUUUGAACUCCUGACGCGGAGACCUUAACGUUAUCAGUGCGCUUCUCCAGUUUGAUCUUUAGUAAAGCUCCAGUCAGCCCUUCCGUUUCUGGUGAGCGGUCGAAUUGGACUGGAUCUCCGUUUUAAAGCAAAGCCAAAGUAGACCCUGGCUUGGACUUGAAAUAUGGACAGGCACUUUUUCCCACCAAGGCAGAGGUUCCGUGGAAGAGGUCAUAAUCAGUGGUUUCAUCAGAAUAAUAUACCAAAUGAAAACUUUUGGAUGGAUACUUGGGACAUGCCACAGGAUCAAUUUCCAGGGAGACCCCCUCCAUGGUGGAACCAACACUGUCCAGAGCAAGAGAGGCCCUACAACAUCGGUUUUGAUAAUUACAUCCGAGGUUCCUACCAGAGGCGUCCUUACCGUGGUCCUUAUAAAAGAUCUAAAAAGAUCUUCUCAAGAGGAAGAGGUAAUUUUCAAAACCCAUCAAGUUCUCCCUGCUUAAUCAAUGUCACGCCAAAGAAAAAAUUUGAGAAGGUGAAAAAACAGCCAAAAGAUUCCAUGAAAUUUAAACAGGACAAAGGAAAUACUGCAACUUCAGUGAAAAAAGAUGAUCCAUCCAAGGUCAAACCAAAUGAUAGUCAGCCUGCUGAAGCGUCUCCUAGCCAGACUGCUUCUGCUGCAUCUCCGGGGGCUACUGCAGAAGAAAAAUCACCAUCUGGAAUUACAAAAGUCCCUCCUCACACCCAGAGUGAAGAUAUUGUAUUGGAUAAACUGAAAAAUUGUGACGCCGCCGAAGAUCUUCUCAGUCAAACUGUCUCUAUUUUGUCUCCUGAAGUAUCUACAGAAGAUAAAACAUCAUCUUGUAGCACAGAAGUCCUUCACAACAUUGAGGAGAAAGAUUCUGUAUUGGGGGAAAAAAUUUCAAGAAGCUUUUUACAGGAAAGUACUUGGGGUACAGAGAAGCAGCAAGCCAGCCAGUCUGCACUAGAUUCUAGCCAUGUUUGUUCAUCCACAGCUGUAGAAAUACCAUUCCUGUCAGACAAUGUUAAUGAUGAUCAGUCUGAGAGAAGAGAAGAAAUUGAGAUGACCGAAACCCCAGCCAAACAGAAUGAUACAGAAGACUCUCAAGUUUGUGUUGCUCCUGCUCUUGAUUUUUCCAGCCUUCCAAGUGCCCUCAGUGAUAUUCCCUGUGUAUCUGUGCUAGUGAGAGAAAAAGAUACGAGAGUGACUGAAACUUCAGCCAAGCAGAAUGAUACAGAAGACUCUCAAGUUUGUGAAGUUUGCGUUGCUCCUGCUCUUGAUUCUUCCAGCCUUCUAAGUGCUCUCAGUGAUAUUCCCUGUGUACCUGUGCUAGUGAGAGAAAAAGAUAUGGGAUUGACUGAAACCUCAGCCAAGCAGAAUGAUACAGAAGACUCUCAAGUUUGUGUUGCUCCAGCUCUUGAUUCUUCCAGCCUUUCAAAUACCCUCAGUGAUAUUCCCUGUAUAUCUGUGCUAGUGAGAGAAAAAGAUAAUGAAUUGACUGAAACUUCAGCCAAGCAGAAUGAUACAGACGAUUCUGAAGUUUGUGUUGCUCCAGCUCUUCACUCUUCCAGCCUUCCAAGUGUCCUCAGUGAUAUUCCUUGUGUAUCUGUGCUAGUGAGAGAAAAAGAUAAUGGAUUGAUUGAAACUUCAGCCAAGCAGAAUGAUACAGAAGACUGUCAAGUUUAUGUUAUUCCAGCUCUUCACUCUUCCAGUCUUCCAAGUACCUUCAGUGAUAUUCGCUGUGUACCUGUGCUAGUGAGAGAAAAAGAUACUAGAUGGGCUGAUAACCAGAGAAGAUGGGCACCUGAAGAUUAUCAGGAGCCACCCUGGAGUGUGAACCAAACUGACCAGUGUCACAAAGUCUCUGAAUGUUACAAAGAUUCAAUAUCUACUUCUAUUUCUUCUAAUGAAAAACAUAAUGUUGAAAGCCUGAUAGAAUCCAAGUCAUGUUUUCAAAAGAUUCAUCACAGCACCAAUUCCAAGCAUUUUAGUACAAAUCAGACCUCAAGAGACUUACAUGGUCAAAGUUCAAGAUCCUACGGCAGGCAAGAUUGUAACUCAAGAUCUUCUGGCAAGAGAGACCUAUCCACUGAAAGACAGGACAGAAGUUCAAAAUUAUCCUGUAGGUGGAAAGAAGUUGGGAAGUUGGGAAGAAAUUGUGGCUUCCAUUGCCAUUGCCAUUGCCAUUGCCAACAGAGCUGCAGUCCAUCCCGAGAGAGUUUGUGGCAGAGAUGUUGCUCUCCUUCUCAUUUAACUUGUAAAAUAAAACACCUCCAUGUUUCCAGAGAAAUAAGUAAUGUCUAUGGAAUGCCAUGCCACUUUUCUCCAGAAAGAUCUGUUGCGCCAUCAACCAAAAAGAAGGAAACAACCUCUUCUUGCCACCUUAAUGCUGAAGAAGAAACUAAUUCUUCAGCCCCAUCCUGGACUCCUAAAGACCGCUCUGCAGCAGUGCUGGCAAGAAAAGAAGAGCUUGAACAGGCCUACCUGCAGGUCCUUCUCAACUUUGGAGUAAUAGCCAUCAUGCUGGUGGAAAAGGAACCCUGCAUGAUAGAAGCAAUGAGCUCAGCACUACGAGCUAACCUGAGAAAGAUUGGAGACUACUAUGAAUGUCUGCUAAAGAACUACAUUGACAGCUUAAGCUAAGAAGACAUCACAUUGCCAGAUCUACCUAAUGUAACUGAAGCAUUUUUUAAGUCAAUUAAGCUUUCUAUUCUUCAGGCCUGGGAUAAAGCGAUAGCCUUGGAGAAGGCCCCCUUUUGGCAGUAGAGCUGAGAAACCACAUUCUCCUGCAAUAGCUACAGAGUGCAGAAGUGACAGCUAGCAGAUUUGAAAGCAUUAUUGUAAUAUCAAUCCAAGAACUUGGAAGAGAAAAUUGGGAGGAGGAAAGCAAAAAACUGUUAAAAGUUGAGUGUGAUGCCUAAUGGAUUCUGAAUGGCUCAGGCAACUCAGAUCAGGCAGUAACUGGAACAGGAAUAGAAUCUACUAGAUUUAUACUUUGAGUUACAUGGAGACAUCACAUGUUAUUGGUAAUAGACAAGAAGUUCUUUUUUAGGGUAUUAAAAAUACCGUUGAGCAGUUUUGAAUGUUGGUCUUUGUGCAGAAGCAAACUGAAGAAGAUCUCCGUUCUGUGAUGUUCCAGUAAUACUCAAGAGAAACCCUGGUAAAACUAGCAUUUGCUCCUUUCAAAUCUAUGAAGUAGCAUUUGUAAAAAAAAAUAAAAUCAUUUUGAGACAACUUA